AUGACUAUAGAAAAUGAUGAGGCUACUACUAAUUCAGAAAUUGAAGAGAAUGAAGCCAUUAAGAGAAAUAACACAGAGUAUGAAUGGGAAAUCAUAUCUAGGUUGCAUCAUGGUCAAAAUAUACAAUUUUUAGAAAUAGAUAUGUUGGGGAGAAGAGACAUUGAUAGACAUACAGAUUGGUUUGCUGAUUAUCAAGGUGUAUCUAUGAUUCUUGUAGGAGAUUUGGGCCAAUUGCCUCCAGUUAAUGACAAACCAACAUAUACCAGUAAUAGACGAGAAAAGCUACUAUGGGAGGAAUUCAAAAUUGUGGUUACUUUGGAUAAAAUAUUCAGACAAGAUGGAGAAAAUAUCCAACAACAAAUAUUUCGUCAACUUUUGACAAAUCUAAGGGAUGCAAACCCACAAAUUGAUGAUUGGAAGCUUCUUGCAACAAAAGCAGGAAGUGUUAAUGUAGCAGAAGAUUGUUCAACUGAUGAAUUUGAUCUAGAGUUAUUGAUCAGUAAGAAUGCAAGGGUCAUGCUAACUUCAAAUCUCUGGAUACAAGUAGGUCUUGUAAAUGGUGCUUUGGGAUAUGUUCAAAAAAUUGUCUACAAGACAGGAAGUGCUCCACCUAACCUACUGACAUAUGUGAUGGUUGACUUUGAUAAUUAUUUAGGAUUACCAUUUGAAGAUCAUCAUCCAAAUACAAUUCCAAUAAUAGCAAUACAAAAGGGAAGAACACUUCAGCUACCAUUGAGAUUGGCAUGGGCAUUGACUAUACAUAAAUCUCAAGGAUUGACUCUUCCAAAAACAACUAUCGAUAUAGGACCGAGGGAAAGAACUGGAUUAAUAUUUGUUGCAGUAUCUCGAGUAAACUCUUAG
Messenger RNA from Cryptomeria japonica (Japanese cedar), 861 nucleotides. RefSeq lists its product as uncharacterized. The transcript has 3 exons. The record is from RefSeq and is a predicted model, not a curated record. The coding region runs from base 1 to 861 and encodes 286 amino acids. Lineage: Eukaryota; Viridiplantae; Streptophyta; Pinopsida; Cupressales; Cupressaceae.